Archocentrus centrarchus (flier cichlid) is the source of this 399-nucleotide messenger RNA. Its product is annotated as protein C19orf12 homolog. Bases 1 to 399 code for a protein of 132 amino acids. The transcript has 2 exons. NCBI's taxonomy places the organism in Eukaryota, Metazoa, Chordata, Actinopteri, Cichliformes, Cichlidae. The record is from RefSeq and is a predicted model, not a curated record.
AUGGAAGCCAAAAAAGACGAUGUCACAAAGCUGAUCGGUGAUUUGUCACCCGAUGUAGAGAAGCAGCUGAGGAUGACCUGGAAAAACGUCUGCAGAGGAGCACUUGUGACUGGAGGGUUAUCAGGUGUAUGUGCGCUGCUGGGUGGACCUGUAGGUCUUGCUUUUGGUGGGAUCAUUGGUGGGAUCUACAGCUGGAUGACCAGUGAAGAGUUCAAGCCUCUGCCUCAGAUCCUGAUGGAGAUGACCCCUGCCCAGAGGGAUGAGCUCUUCAAGGGAAUCAUGGCAGUUUUAGGAGGCCAGGUGUGGGAAACUGCAUCCCAGCUCAUUUAUAUAGUGAGAGGAACUCCCUCUUUGAAGAAGGCAGUCAUCAAUGUGAUAAUCCAGAAAAUGUUUCACUGA